Oncorhynchus nerka (sockeye salmon) is the source of this 1140-nucleotide messenger RNA. RefSeq names its product glutathione-specific gamma-glutamylcyclotransferase 1. Gene Ontology annotation, molecular function: glutathione specific gamma-glutamylcyclotransferase activity; gamma-glutamylcyclotransferase activity. The transcript is spliced from 3 exons. Gene Ontology annotation, biological process: glutathione catabolic process. The record is from RefSeq and is a predicted model, not a curated record. Gene Ontology annotation, cellular component: cytoplasm. The coding region runs from base 247 to 822 and encodes 191 amino acids. NCBI's taxonomy places the organism in Eukaryota, Metazoa, Chordata, Actinopteri, Salmoniformes, Salmonidae.
ACCUAGGGGUAGGUAGGCUAUAAUAGGUUUAUUACGCAUCAGCAAGACUGGUCAAGACUCCUAAGAAGAAAUGUCAAAGGCGAUGAUAGGCUUUUAUAGCGAAUAGGUUUGAAAAGUCUCAUGCUUCGGAACGCAUCUGCAAAAAAUAUGAGCUGCAUCGGUAACAUCUUAGAACAGUUAUUUAUUGACAGAAGAAUAUAGGCAACACUUUACAUCUACAUCGUACCUCAACCCUAACGAACCAUAAUGAAGCUUCUGGCUAUUACCACAUCAGAAAAACCCAGCCUGUGGAUAUUCGGAUAUGGCUCCUUAGUCUGGAAACCAGACUUCAAAUACAAGAGGAGCAAAGUCGGUUAUAUUGAAGGAUAUAGUCGACGCUUCUGGCAUGGGGACAAUUUCCAUCGAGGAGACAAAGACCUGCCAGGUAGAGUGGUAACUUUGGUGGAAGAUCAAGAUGCUUGCACUUGGGGGGUAGCCUACGAGGUCACUGACUCCCAGAUGGAGGAGUCUCUGCAGUACCUGAAUGUGAGAGAGGCUGUGCUGGGGGGCUACGUCACCAAGAUGGUGGAGUUCACACCCAGAGAGAAGUACCAAGGGUCCCUGCUCGCCCUGGUCUACAUUGCCACCUCUGACAACCCCAUAUACCUCGGGCCUGCCACUCCCACAGAGAUAGCUGCUCAGAUUACAAUCUGCAGAGGCAACACGGGCCACAACAUAGAGUACCUCCUCCGCCUGGCUGAGUUCAUGAGGCUGUACUGUCCCGAGGUAGAGGAUGACCAUCUCUUCUCCAUAGAGGCAGCCGCCCUGGCUCUGGUCAUCUGAACUACCAGGGCCAGGGAUACUCACAUCUGACCACCGGUACGACACUCAAUCCUUACGACACUCGCUACGUUACUUGCUAAUGUGAACAAUGUGAAGACAAUGACAAUGUAAAUACACUGACAAUGUGAAGACAGUGAGAGUCACUCCAACUCAUAAAAAGGGUUCUCUACAAGGUGUGUAAACACUCUGGUGUGUAAACACUCUGUCCAAUAAAUAUAUUUCAUAUAUGGUAUCAGAUGAAUAAAUCAUAUUUUUGUUGUGUUUAUGAAGGUCCUGGGUAACAUUAGAAUUCAAAAAAGUCAUUAUAUAAAAUUACAA